ACAAUACUCCAAACUCAAAAACCCCUAAUUUCACUUCUGACUCAGCAAGAAUUACUCAACUUCAAGCUACAUUAGAUCAAAUGAGAGGAUAUUCUUCAAAUCAAAGCAAUCAACCCACCCAUACUGAAUCCAAUGAAGAUAAAGGUAAAAAACUAGUUUAUCACGAUUAUAAUACAGACACAGUUCCAUCUACUCCAUCUACAAGCAACACUUCCGGUUAUGACCAAGAAGAUUCAAACGAAAAUCAAAAUUAUUCUGAAUCACCAACUUCUGAAUAA
Molecule: messenger RNA, 278 nt
Organism: Racocetra fulgida
Lineage: Eukaryota; Fungi; Glomeromycota; Glomeromycetes; Diversisporales; Gigasporaceae
Source: the annotation of a GenBank genome assembly